Molecule: messenger RNA, 1749 nt
Organism: Mycotypha africana
Lineage: Eukaryota; Fungi; Mucoromycota; Mucoromycetes; Mucorales; Mycotyphaceae
Product: Alpha/Beta hydrolase protein
Exons: 2
Coding region: 111-1556 (481 amino acids)
Source: RefSeq, a predicted model, not a curated record
CCAAAGAAACCCAUUGUGAUCCUCUUUCUUCCUAUUUGUUUUUUAAUCACAAACGUUUCUUACUUUAAAAUACCUUUACAACAGUUCCACAACAUCCUCAUCUCAAGCAUAUGAAUAAAAUCAUUCAGCCUCAGUUAUCAAAAUCAACUCCAUAUACCUGUACAUCGACAAGAAGCCAAUGUAAUAAUAUCUCGCCGCCUGCUGGACUCACUACCCGUCCAGCGCUGAUUCCGACACCGCCAAAUUUUCCCACUCCCUUUGACACAGACAAUAAAAUGGCACGGAGUCAAUAUUACUCGUCAGAAACAACAACAGCUUCCACAUCUCCUCCAACGGUUCAUGGUGCACCCCCCAACAGAAAAUUGAAUGGAGUCAAACCAUUGAACGUUUUACGUGAAUCUCGAUUACAUCAGACGCUCCACAUCAGAACAACGACUCAUUUGAACAACAGCGUCAUCAGGAACAAGAGUUGUAAAGUGGGAUAUGCAGUGUACGGAUCCCACGAUGGAAUACCCGUUUUCGUCAUUGGCGGUUAUGGAUGUACACGUUUAGUAGGCAUCAUGUUUGAAGAACUGGCGUUACGCUAUGGGUUGAAACUGAUUUGGCCUGAGCGUCCAGGAUAUGGCCUCAGUGAUGAAUACAGCUCACAACGCUUCAAAGCGCUCGAUUGGGCAGAUACAGUCAUACAACUAGCCAAUGAAAUGGAAAUCAAGCAAUUUUGCAUUCUUGCACAGUCUGUAGGCUCCGUGUUUGCCUUAGCUAUAGCUUACAAGUAUCCUGAGCGCGUGUUAGGCCCCGUAUAUCUCAUUUCCCCAUGGGUUUCAACACAAGCAGCCAAUACAUUCAAAUGGACGCGUCGAUUACCAUCACCCAUUGUUCAUAAAUUGAUCUCUCUAGCGCUGGAUGUGAUGGGGAUAUGGAACAGGAAUGGGAGUCAUCACAGUGAAGACGGGCCUCGUCAUGCUUCGGCAUCAACAUACAAUAGCUCCUUUGCCUACAUCCCCCCUCACAGCAGCCAUGAUGACAGCAGCUAUUCAUCCCAUCCUCUGCCUCCACAUACGAAUAGGAGGCUUCGUUUCGAACAACCAAAACGUCAACGACGUACUACUGUCGUUGCUCUAGAAGAGGAUGAGUUAUUGGCUUCCUUUGACGAAGAAGUAUUGGACUUACCGACCGACUUUCCUACCAACCGGCCUCUUCGUCAUUUCGUUCGACCAAAGAAUAUGUCCCUGUAUUUAGCGAUGAAUAAGCAGCGUACAUCAGAGAAUUACAAUGCGGGCCAGCUCUGUGAUGCUAUGAUCGCCCUGGAAAAAUACCACUCGUUCGGCUUUAGUUAUUCCGACGUCAAAGUGCCCGUAUCCGCAGUGUGGGGUGACAUGGAUACCUUAAUACCUCAACGAGCCAUCAAUAGUUUGGCCAAUAGCCUACCAGAUCUAAGACUCAAAAUACUCGAAGGGGAAGCUCAUGAUCUGGUGUGGAAGGAAGGCGUCAUGGAAUGGGCCAUGAGGGGCAUUUCUGAACGAUGGAAAGAAAAGAGUGAAAAGAUCAAACAGUAAUCAAAUGACAAUGAAUUUCAUCUAAAAAUGGAAUGAAAACUUGUCUAGAAUAAAAAUGUUAGUCAUCUAAAAUCAUAGUUCGUCUGUUAUCGGCGUUCCUUUAAAUUGACCUACCCAAAUAAAGAAAAGAAUGAAGAAAAAACCCAGGAAUUACACAAAAAUGCUAAAGAAGGUUUCACAAACCGCAUAUGUC